Messenger RNA from Pyricularia pennisetigena, 1665 nucleotides. RefSeq lists its product as uncharacterized. Gene Ontology annotation, biological process: protein quality control for misfolded or incompletely synthesized proteins. Gene Ontology annotation, cellular component: i-AAA complex. The record is from RefSeq and is a predicted model, not a curated record. Gene Ontology annotation, molecular function: misfolded protein binding. Bases 1 to 1665 code for a protein of 554 amino acids. The transcript is spliced from 2 exons. NCBI's taxonomy places the organism in Eukaryota, Fungi, Ascomycota, Sordariomycetes, Magnaporthales, Pyriculariaceae.
AUGUCUGCUCCAAUACGUGCGAUACAGCUCCAAAAGGCCGCUGUCCGACUUCUGCCAAGGCAAACCCACACCACCAAUCUGCUUUUACGUACCAACGCCAGUCGGCACAUUGUCCAGAAGCUCGGUGGCUUUCAACUACAACAGCAAUUGCGGCUCAAAUCAACGUUUGAUCCCAAAUCAUUCGAACCAGGCCAACAGAAACCCGAAGAUGGAGAGGAAAAGAAGAUUCCUAAACCAACCGUUGGCCAAAUAUUCUCGCAGGCCUUCAACGGUGCAAUCCAGAUGCUGGGUGGCGUUUUUCGCAGCGAGAACCUGAAGAAGGCUUGGCAGACACAUCCGGGCGAGUUCAGUCUAGCGGUUAUAAUGCUUACUGGCGUUGCUGGUGUCGUUGGAUACACCGUCUGGCUCUACUUCAACUACUUCUACGCUGAACAAUUCACUCGGUAUCCCGACGAAGUGGCCUUUUCCCUACGCAAGGCUCUCUACUACGGUGAUUAUGUCAAGGAUCCGAAGCUAGCUCUUAAGUACUACCAGAAAGCAAUCGAGCAAUGCUUUGAGCACAGGUUGGACUUCUUCUCGGACGAGUUCGUUGGAGUCAGGGUCCGGCUGGCCCAAUGGCUUGAAGAGACAGGCGCAUAUGAUCAGGCUAUCCAUGCGCUGGAGGUCAUCCUCAAUGACCAUAAGCGCUGGGUUGACAUGAUGGAACAGCAGAUCAAAGAGGGCAAGAACCCGGAUCAGCUGCUGACCGCCACUACUGCGACAGUAAUCCCAGCCAAGGACGCUGAGAAACAGCAGAGCGAGCAAGGCGCGGAAGCAGCAGCGCAGACCACUACGACUUCGGCAGUUGCUGGCACUGCUACGGAUACGAAAACCGCCCAAGGAGCUCCCAGUACUGCCAUCGACGAUGCAACUGCUAACGGACAACCUGAGGCUCCUCGGGAGACUAUUUGGGGAAAGAGGAAUCGGAUUAUUCGCAGAUCCAUCGGUAUUGCUGUCAAGCUCGGCCAACUCUACUCAGACGAACACGUUCUGAAGCAGGAUCUUGCUCACGAGCGCCUCACAUGGGCAGUGGAGACACUGUUGAGAGAGAUGCAGCGACGUUCCACUGAAGGCACAAAGCCUGGCGAGUAUGAUUUCCUCAGCGAUGAGGAGGUGGGUGGCGUUUUUGAACAGCUAGGCCAAAGCUUUUUGGCCAAGGACAAAGCUCAUUUGGCGGUGCCCUUGUUCUUCCAAGCCCUCAACCUUUGCAAGGUACCCUGUCAUACUGCCACAUUGAUGAACAACCUGGCUACAGCAUUUGCUCAGCACCCCAUCACUGGCGACAACAUCCCGCAGGACUUGGUCAAGUUCCCCAACAAGUCGUCCCCAGAGUGGUGGGCGGCCACUAAAGCUACCUACCUCGAGUUUGCCAAGAACUGGGCCAACAACGCCGUCGGGCUCGCUUCUGGCACCAAGGGAGAAGACGUGCGAACUCCAGAAUGCGACCAGGCAUGUGCAGUUGCACUUUGUAACUUGGGUGAAAUCGCAAGCUUAAGUGGGAAUCCGGAGGAGGCCCGCAAACGCUUCAACCAGUGCAUCGCCAUGAGCAACAAGCUUGACUUCUCUGAGGGCGUGAAGCAAGCUAGGGCAGGACUCAAGGAACUCACCGCAGGCGAGAAGAAAUGA